This is a messenger RNA of Symbiodinium necroappetens, 213 nucleotides long. Lineage: Eukaryota; Dinophyceae; Suessiales; Symbiodiniaceae. The record is from the annotation of a GenBank genome assembly.
AUGGCGAUGCGCUUUAUCAACGGGCUGAGUCAGCUAGUCGGCGAGCUCACAGAUCCCCCUGCCUUGAAGACGGUGACGGAGACCUUGGGCUUUCAACACCUGGACAUCGAUGUCACGACCCCUAGAGCCGGAAUCUUCCGCAACGCCAUCCUUGAGCUCUUCGAGCAGGAGCUUGGUGCCAACUUCGGUGGCAAGGCGAAGGCUGGAUUACAA